Messenger RNA from Anarrhichthys ocellatus (wolf-eel), 4306 nucleotides. It is a transcript of the gene tbc1d30, whose product is annotated as TBC1 domain family, member 30. The transcript has 14 exons. Lineage: Eukaryota; Metazoa; Chordata; Actinopteri; Perciformes; Anarhichadidae. The record is from RefSeq and is a predicted model, not a curated record. Bases 814 to 3636 code for a protein of 940 amino acids. Gene Ontology annotation, cellular component: endoplasmic reticulum.
UACGUGACCUCAUCAUGGAGGCUGUUUGUUGGUAUUGAUCCUGAGUCAUUAAGAGACUCGAUGUCUUCAGGAAGCACUUACUGCACCUGAGACUGAAUCAUAACAUCCUUUAUGUUAUUGCUCUCUCUCUUUUGGUGAGGUGACUCGGCAGAAUCAGUGUUUCCUAAAUCUUGGAGGGUGAGUUUAGUUUGCUGAUUUGAUAAAAUAACUCACAAGUUCCCACGGCCCAAGUUUCAAUUUUCAAAUAGCUUUUUACCCAAACAAAAGUAAAGAUGUAUUCAACACAUAUUUAUGUAGUUUGAUUUUUAACUGGCUGACCACUUUAUGGCUUCAGAAAACAAAAAACACCCCUGCUCUCUUUCCUCCUCCCCUCUCUCCUCCACCAUUACCUCAUCCCUCUCUUAUCUCCUCCCCACGGCCUCUCCAUCCUUGCACCUCCUCCUGGUGACGCAAAAACACCCGGAGGAGGAUGAGGAGGUGCGUAUCAUCAGCAACACUACAUACCGAGCACAGGCUGCACAAACCGGAUGUCCUCCUCCUGCUAUUUGUGGCAUUUUUCUUUAACUCAUAUUUGAUGUAGAUGUUUUUGAGUCGCUUGCGCGAGGCUUCCUGGACGUUUGCUGCCUCGCUGAUUUGAUUUUAAAAAAGAGGAAGCGCACACACACGCGAUCACCGGAAGAGAUUGGAAUCGGUUUCAUUGAACAGCGGCGUAUACCGGGGGGAUGCGUUUCGACAAGUGAGGCGUGAAGGGGGAUUAUUAACGCGGGAGAAGAAGACGACGAUGAUCGAUCGGGUCGCACGGCUCGAUUCCCGAUGAGACAGGAGCGGCUCACCGCCGCCGGCAGGAGGCCGAGGGCGGGCGCGAAGCAGCGGCAGCAGGGCUCGGGAGGGGUCGGUAACAUCAUCAGCAACGUCCUGAAGAAACGGAACGGGAUCUCCAGGAGCGCGCCGCGGCUGCUCUGCACCUUAGAGCCAGGAGUUGACACGAGGCUGAAGUUCACCAUCGAACCAUCGCUGGGGAAGAAUGGAUUCCAGCAGUGGUACGACGCCCUUAAAGCGGUGGCUAGACUCCCGACUGGGAUACCGAAGGAAUGGAGGAAGAGAGUUUGGCUAACGCUAGCAGACCAGUACCUCCACAGUAUCUCCAUCGACUGGGACAAGACGCUUCGCUUCGCCUUCAACGAGCGCAGCAACCCGGACGAUGACUCCCUCGGCAUCCAAAUAGUCAAGGACCUGCACAGGACGGGCUGCAGUUCUUACAGUGGCCAGGAGGGGGAGCAGGACAGGGUGGUGCUGAAGAGGGUGCUGCUGGCCUAUGCCCGCUGGAAUAAAAGUGUGGGCUACUGCCAGGGAUUCAACGUACUGGCUGCGCUCAUUCUGGAAGUUACGGAGGGACAUGAGAGCGAUGCACUCAAGGUGAUGAUCUAUCUGAUUGACAAAGUGCUGCCUGAGAGUUAUUUUGCCAACAACCUGCGAGCAUUGUCAGUGGACAUGGCGGUGUUCAGAGACCUGCUGCGUCUGAAGCUGCCCAGACUGUCCCAGCAUCUCCAACACCUUCAGAAAGCUGCCAACAGAGAGGCCGGAGGCAGCUACGAGCCUCCGUUGACCAACGUGUUCACCAUGCAGUGGUUCCUCACCAUGUUCGCCACCUGCCUGCCGGCGCCCACCGUGCUGAAGAUCUGGGACUCUGUUUUCUUCGAGGGAUCAGAGGUGCUGUUUCGGGUCGCCCUCGCCAUCUGGGAGAGACUGGGAGAGAGGAUCGAGUACUGUCACACAACGGACGACUUCUACAGCACGAUGGGUUGUCUCACUCAGGAGAUGCUGGAGCACAACCUCAUCGAUCCUCCUGAACUCAUGCAGGAGGUUUACGCCAUGGCAGUGUUUCCUUUCCCUCAACUGGCUGAGCUGAGAGAGAAGUACACCUACAACAUCACUCCGUUCCCUACCUCAGUCAAAUCCAGUGGAAGUGGCGCUCUGGGCAGCUGGGAGAGCGACGACGACGCCGACAUGGACGAUGAGGACUCUGUGGUGACGGCGCUCGGCUGCCUGGGUCCCCUGGGUGGCCUACUGGCCCCGGAGCUGCAGAGGUACCACAAACAUCUCAAAGACCAGCGAGGAGAGCAGUGGAACAUCGCAGAGCUGAGCCCAGGAGCGGUGGGAGCUGGAGGGGGAGGAGGAGGAGGUGCCAGGGCGGAGCAUCAAGCAGCAAUCAACAGCAUGAUGAUGGAGAGGAUGAGCACCGACAUCUACGCCCUGAAGAAGCAAUAUACGCGCAUCAAAAGGAGGCAGCAGCAACAGGCUAUGCAACUCUACAUACGCACAGGACCUGGACCUGAAGUGGCCACUAAUCCAGGGGUUCUCCAGGAGCAUCGCAACAAACGCAGCGACGACAAAUGUCCCGCCACUCGUGUCUUGCCCUCCCAACUCAACCCUUCAAGCUCCGUAAUCAACCACCUCCUUCUGGGUCGGAAACCACUCGUAGAUCCCCGGGGCUCCAAACCCACAUCCACUAGCACAUCCACACUACCGGGGUCCAGACCUGCAUCCCUGUCCCAGAAUCGGGGCUCCCCGGCCAGGCAGCGCUGUGGCUCUCUGCUCUCCAACAGCACUGGAUCUCCAGGGAGCUCGGGAGGAGGCGCCGGGUCGCCGUGGCGAGCUCAUGUCCGGGUUCAUCGAAGGAAUAUAGCCAGGGCCCGAGCACAGCUAGGCUUUGGAGAGUCAGAGGAAAGGGAAGGGGAUGAUGAUGAGGAGGAGGAGGAAGGAGGAUCAGGAAGAUUUGAGGGUGAAGAGGAGAGGAAGCUUGGGAGGGAUGAUGAGGAGCAGAAAGAAGGGAGUGACUCCUUGGUGUCUCCAUCUCCUGUUUCCUCUGGUGACGGGUCGGUUAGUGAAGAGGCUCCACAGGUGGCAGAUGAGACAACAGAAGUUGCAGAGGUGGUGGUGCAACUGGACGCUCUGGAUCUAGAGGACGCGGCAAAUCUGACCUCCCCCCACAACGCAAACUCAGAUGCACAACCAGAGUCUAAACCUGCACCCCAAGUCCCUCUCCUUCUCCCUCCUCCGCUGUCCUCAAACAGACACAAAGAGUCUGAUUCGUCAGGUUCAGAAAGAAGCGCCGCAUCUGACAGACACUUUCCCUCCAUCGCUUUACCUCCACCUCACCACUCCUUCAACUCCACUCCCUCCACUCUGAGUCCGUCCCCGUCUCCGGUCCCUACGCCGGCUUCUCUCGGCAUGCCCGGCUCGUCCUCGCCAACACCUCCCUCCACCCCGACGCCCAACUCCACAUCCUGCCUCACGUCCUCUCCUUCAGCUCACGACUUCUCCUCUCUCACUCCUCACGCGUCCUCCACCUUUUACAAAACGUCCUCCCCCUCCACCCCCUCACUUUCCUCUAUCGCCUCCUCGUCCAGGUCCCAUUUGUCCUCCUCCCCGUCAACCCCGGCCUUGUCGUCCACCGUCUCUCCCAAACAGCCGGCCUUUUCCCCGUUCCCUAGCGUGAAGCAGCCCAGGAAAUCGGCGGCAGCCAGAAAUCUCGGGCUCUACGGUCCGACGUCCAGAACACCCACAGUACACUUCCCUCAGCUCAGCCGCAACCUCAACCGGAGUAGCGCAGCGGGCGCCACAGGCAGCCGGUGAAGACCUCUGCGCUCCCGAACUGAAGCUAGAAACACACAGUCGUUACGUGAUAUGAAGAAAAUCAUUCUAUAACUACACCGUGUUGCCUCCUGCGUAUCAAGAAAAUAACCCACGUCUUAUUUGAAGUAGAUUGAAAGUUGUAGAAACGUAAAGUUCAGUGUGCAUUGAUGUUGACAUGUGAAGAUUGUGGUUCACUUGAUGAAGGGUCCUCCUGAAAAUCUCAAGCCAUCACAGACUAGUUGACUCUUAAGUGUGAAACCUCAUGUUUUGUUUAUUGUUUAAACCGCAUUGUUACUGUACAGUUAAGGAACAUAGGACCCUAAGCCCUUUACAGUGACUAUAAUGGAUACAUGCUAACAAUAAAGAUUCGACAUCAGAUGUGAACCAUGUUUUACAGACGUUAAGAAGUUACAUUGCAUUUGUGUUGGACGUCGGUGUCCCUUCAAUAGUUUAAACCUUGAGAAAAUCCUUCUCCUGGACUGAACCAUGAAGAGACCUGCUUCCUUCUGGACUCAUUUAUGUGGCAACAAGAUGAAGCACCUUUUUUUUUUUUUUCCUUUAAGAUAACACGAUAGCCAUCCAGUUGUUUCAAUGCCAAGUAUUAAGAAACAAGAGAUACCUAAGAAGUUCUGUAAAUUAAGCAUAAUAAAAACUGUGUUCGUCCCCAAAA